AUGGCUCUGCCCUCACCCACUUCCUUGUCCCGGCCAUGGACGACCUCCAUGACACCCUCACGUCUCUUGGCCUCAACCGCGACAUCGUCGUACUGUCCUCGCCACACCGUCCUACCAACCCUCCAACGUAGUCUUCCGCCCGGACCUCCCCCUUUACAUCUACCCCUCCUCGCAUUCCAUGCCGACACUGGCUCCCCUCUCUUCGUCAACGCCUACCCCUACUUCGUGUACGCGAAGGAUCCAUUCGACGUCACACUUGAAGAGACUCUCCUCGACCCGGUGUCUGUCGCCUUCACCGACCCGGCCGCCGACCUCAGCUACGCCAACCGCGCCAUUGCGGUCGUAGCGUCGCCUUCCUUGAAGGGCGACAGGGUCGGGGUGCAGGAGUCAGAGACGGGGCCCGGAGAACGCAGCACGAUACAAUGGCAAGCUGAUUCAACCGGUGGUAAUGCAGAAGGGGACGUCGUUUUGGGCCUACAUCUUCGCCCUCUUCAACGAGAACCAAAAGGCCGGGCCGUCCUCCGAGCACAACUGCGACCUCUUCAAGUCUGA
Molecule: messenger RNA, 552 nt
Organism: Musa acuminata AAA Group (dessert banana)
Lineage: Eukaryota; Viridiplantae; Streptophyta; Magnoliopsida; Zingiberales; Musaceae
Product: putative glucan endo-1,3-beta-glucosidase GVI
Exons: 1
Coding region: 1-552 (183 amino acids)
Source: RefSeq, a predicted model, not a curated record